Molecule: messenger RNA, 5962 nt
Organism: Spirodela intermedia
Lineage: Eukaryota; Viridiplantae; Streptophyta; Magnoliopsida; Alismatales; Araceae
Source: the annotation of a GenBank genome assembly
AUGGAGGAGAAGGACGGAGGUGGCGGCUUCAAGAACCUCUUCAUCCGCGAGUACCAAGGCCACAAGAAGAAGGUGAGUUGAGGAAUCCCCUCUGCUCUGCGUUGUUCAAGUUCGGGAUCAAAUUGGAAAGGAAUGGCCUAUGUUUCUGUUUGAUUCCGGCGAAGGUUGGAUAUCUGAUUGUGUUUUUGGAUAUUUUUUAUGUUUUAAGGUGCAUUCGGUUGCUUGGAACUGCACCGGCACGAAGCUGGCAUCCGGUUCCGUGGAUCACACAGCCCGCGUCUGGAACAUCGAUCCCCAAGGCCAUGUGAUGCUCUUCUUUUUCUUCUCUCUGUCUCAUGCCCUUUUUUUCAUCUAGAUAGUACUUCCAUGUUUGCCAUAAGACGAGCGUUCAGUACCUAGGUCGUCACGUGAUGUUAAGAAAGCUUCAGAUAUUGGAAGAAUUACAUAGUUUUUUUUAUUCAUUGCAGUUUCUUCUCGAGAUAAAUGUGAUAUAUAAUGUAGCCUCGCUUGAGAAGGAAGCAUCGCUACGAGAACCGUUGACUGUAGUCGUCAGUUGGCAGACGUUUCCUUGGAGAUUACUCAAGCCGUAUGAAAUCUGGAUUAAGAUCUUUAGUAGCUCUUGGAUUUUUUCUUGUGGUCAACAGAGUUGUAAUGACCAGCUUGGAGAAACAGAGGUCUGAAUAUGCGUGCAUGGAUUCAAUUGUAGAUGGCUUGGAAAUCUCCGUUGUAUGCCACAUACAAUAUUACCUCCCUCCAGUUUGCGGAAACAUUUUGCAGACUCAGAGCUGUCCUCUGGCGUCUUGAAUGAUAUACCAUCCCUCAUUUGAGAACUAUAAUGACCCUGGGGAGUAAUUUGCACCUUCUUGUUUGUGUGAAAGGCAUUUUCUGUACACUUGGCUGGGCUCUUGGUUAUAAAAUUAUAAUUUAUUUCCACUUUCUUAACGAGGGUCUGACAAAGGUUGCAUUCCUCGAAUAAGCAUAGUCUUUUUAGGUUUUGCCAUGGAAAUCUGAUUGAACCCACGCGUCAGUCAGGUGGCAUAUUUUCUGAUAUGCGGAUUUCUAUGGCUCUGUUACCCGAUUAACACUUAUAUCUGAGAUUUUACGCAUUCAAGUAAUUAUUUACCCGAUUAUGCAUUUUUUAAAUAUGAGUACAACUCAUUCAUUAUCUUAUCCUAUUCAAAAGCAGUGCAUUGCGCGAGUCAAGUCAAUUUUUUCUCAUGAAUGAGCCAGAUUGGAUUGAUAUCACGAGAUCAAAUGAAUCCUCAUUCUCAUUCAUUCAUUGAAUGUUAAGUAACUGCAGAUGAAAGAGAUACACGGUCUGAAUUAGUCCGGUGGAAUGGUUGUUAGUGUAUGUACCGUUGUGAGAUAGAUGAGCCAAUUGAGUGGACAAGCUCAUGCCCAGUCGAUUUUUGUCCAAUUUUUCCCUAGAUUGUGCUCGUGAACUUGGAUGAUAAUAGAUGGGUUGUGGAAAUGUCACAAUGUUGUUGCCAGUGCUUUGCUGAGGUCUGAUAUGAUGACCCCAUGUGACUGUCUGUGUUACUGAAAUGUAUGAUAAUUGAGUUGCCUUCGGUCAAGAGGCACUAUAGAUCGUUUCUCGAGAAGGCUGUCAGGAUUAUGAGCUCUCUUGUUUUUUGCCCCCCUCCUGGAAAAAAAAAUUGAAUUGAAAAUUUAUAAAAUCAGAUAUGGGUUUAGACGGAUUCAAGAUAUAAUUGUCGGCCCAAGCUUCACCAUGGUGACUGCAGUCUACUGUAGCCCUUCACCACAUGAUACUCUGGCUUAAUGGUGAUGGAGUACCAUACGGGUUGUCUACUGCGCAUCUAUUACUGGCAAUCGAAUUCAUUAGAUGCUCUUGAGAUUUUAAUGAAGAUUUUUGGUCAUGAACACGGAGGAUAGUUGGUCUACCGUUGAACUCGAAUGAAAUCUUGAUGUUAGCUUUAGGAAUGGUGAUGAAGUGUGGAGUUGGGAUGUGUCUUUCAUCCUCAUUGACGUCACAGUUAUUAUUAUUUAUUUAUCUAUUUAUUUAUUAGAUGAAUGAACACCUUGUGCGUGUGGGUUUCUCGAAGCUUUCUUCUUUCUUGAUGCUUAAGAUACAGGUAAUCAUGUAUACAGAACUUGUAUCUUUCACAGGCUAUAUGUAGCCUCUGGAAGACUGUACAAAUGCCAGUUUACAUGGAUUAUGAACCAGUGAAAGCAAAUAGGCAACGUCCAAUUCUUAAACUUUAGAUUUUUACUGUGCAUACUUUUUCAUUUUGAGUGUGGAUAUGUUAGGGGUUCAUAUUUUUAAUCCAGUUUUCGGCUUCCCUUAUCUUAUUUAUGGUUUGAUGCUAGUGUUGUCACUUUAAACAAUUGAAGAGAAGAUUCGGAAUUGGAGUGCUGUACAUUCUGAGAGCAGUAAAUAAGUAACAUAUCUAACCUUAGCUAAACAAAUUUAACAGAAUAAUCAGAAAAAGAGGAAAACUUAUUCAAUAAUUACCUGUACUACUGCUAGAGAAUGAUAAUUUACAUAUCUUACCGUUCAGAGUAAAUAUAUAGACACCAUAUAUAGCUUGAUAGGCUGAUGGGUAAAGUUUUAUUCGUGUUGCUUAUCUUCGAAAUGCAGGGAAAAGUUAAAGAUAUUGAAUUGAAGGGACACACAGAUAGUGUUGAUCAACUUUGUUGGGAUCCUAAGCAUUCUGAGCUAGUGGCGACUGCAGCUGGAGAUAAAACUGUUCGUCUGUGGGAUGCUCGAAGUAAGUGACACAUUAGUCAAUGACGUUAAACCAUGCUGCAGGCCCGCCACUACAAAGGGUUAUUGAAUGAUGUGACUAUCCGCAUUAAACAAUUUCUUUGUAAACACGGUUGUAACCCUACAAACAGUGUUGUAAACACUACAAACAGUGUUGUAAACACGGAUGUGACUAUCACCAGUCAAUUGUUUUGGGGAGUUCAAGUUCUACAUUGAUAAUCCAUAAAUUACAUUUUAGUGUCACGAAUGCCCUGGCAUCACAUAAUCUUAAACGGACAUUUAUCCUUGUAAUACUGUUCUGCCAUCAUUUCUAGCGUUACACGUAUCCCUGCCUACACCAUAGCAACUCUAAGAUCUUAUAUUUUGUCAUCUCCUACUGCAGAUUUAUGAACUUCAGGUGCACUGCUUCUAUAUAUAAUAUGAAAUUAACUUUUCGGGAGAGAAAAGAUUAUGUUUGUUUAAAUACUAAUAUGUACAGAGAAAUUACGAUUUCUUUUUCCAUGGGUCAUUGAUGAAGUAAUCCAACGUUGAGAAUCAAGUAAUAGUUAAAAUCAUUUAAAAUUGGUUUCGUGUUGUAAUUAGAUUCAGAAAAUAAAGCAUCUUAUUUUGUAUUGACAUAAAGUCGACUAUAAUUUAUUGGCAGCUCUAUAUGCUCAGUAUUACUCUCAUGCGCAGGUGGAAAAUGCUCCCAGCAGGCAGAGCUUAGCGGUGAAAACAUCAAUAUCACAUACAAACCUGAUGGGACCCAUAUAGCUGUUGGAAACAAGGUAUUUCCUAGUAUGAUGGUAACUUUUCCUCUUCAUUUUCAAAUUGUAUUUAGCUGUACUUUCGAAUCAGAUGUCUGAGUCUUCUUCCAUUUCGAGAAGGUCCCGCUAACCAUCCCUCACACCUCCUCUCUUCCUAUCCCUUCUCUAGUUCAAGAUUGUUAUUUUUGUUAGCUAUGAGUCCACAAAAUGGGGAUUUUCGUGGAUAAAAUCCAGUCUUCUCAAUAUCUCGUUUUUCCAUGUGUUAGCCUGAAUGUAGGAUUUUGUGAAUUUAGUUUUAGACAAGUGGAAAAUGAUUAAGAUGACUGAGACAACGCUCGCCUAUUAUCCAAUCAGUAUCUUUGUACGUGCCAUUUAUUGGUUAUGAAGAAAAUUCUCUUGGUUUUUUCCAUAAAAUGUUGACCAAUUUGUGGUACAUUUUAUUUUUCAGGAGGACGAAUUAACAAUAUUGGACGUUCGCAAGUUUAAACCAAUUCACAGGCGGAAAUUUAAUUAUGAGGUGGGUUGAAAAAUAUGAAUUUUCUUAAUUUUUGAAGUAAUUUUAACUUCUUCAAUAGGUUUGUUUAUUUUCUCUCACCUUUAUUGUUUUCAUCCUUUGGCAGUGUAUCACUUUAUUUUUCAUCCAUAUUCUAACAAUAAAAACCACUAGUAUUCUUCUUCAUGAUGCAAAUCCUCUGGCAGCGGAUGCUUAUUUCUUUAGACAGUUGUAAGGCAGGUUUUUCUGCUUAAUUUGGGUUCCAAUCAUUCCUAUGUUAUAUGAAAUUUAAUAUUUGGAGAUCCUCACUUGAGUGUUUUAGCUGUUUCAUAACUAUUAUUUUGGUAAGUGAUGUCUCUUCGAUUGUGAGAUUGAGAUUACAUCUGAGCAUUCCGUAGGCGGCUAUAGACAUUCUUUUCUUGUUGGUUUUCUUACAUUCCCUAGACGAUUGGUGCCAUCUUUGCGUUUUCUGAAUGAUGCUCAUUAAUAUUUUCAUCCAUCUUAGUUUUUCUUUAACCACAUUCUAGUAAUUAUGGUUUCUGCCGCUGAUAUCAACACUUUCUUCCACAUUCAGGUUAAUGAGAUCGCUUGGAACACAACAGGAGAGCUAUUUUUUCUCACAACGGGAAAUGGUUAGAACCAUUAUUUUGUGCGUAUUGUAAUCCUCUAUAUAACAACCAGGAUGAGCGGAAGAUAGCAGAAGUCGGGGUUUUGAAGAGUCAUAUAUUAUAUUGUACCUUUCUAUGAGAAGAUCUUUAUCUUUCUUUUCUUCUUUUAGGUACUGUUGAAGUGUUGGGCUACCCAUCCCUGAAGGUCCUCCACACCUUGAUGGCCCAUACAGCCGGAUGCUAUUGCAUUGCAAUCGAUCCCAUUGGCAGGUGCGUUGGAUCACUUCCUUUUUUUUUUCACUGCGAUCUUCUUCUUUAUCGAAUCGGAAUCCAAGUAGCAUCCAAUCCUCCUUGCUUUGAAUCAAUAUCAUGUAUGAAGUGGCAAGAAUGUUAGGACAGAAGAUAUUCUAUGUAUUGUACAGAGAAAGGAUUUGAGAAUUCUGUGAAGUCAGUCUUAGGUCAAAAGGAGUGUUUGGCUUCGUGGAAAUCAAUGCCGAUUAUUGCCAAAUUGGUCCAUUGAAGCGAGUGUUCCUAAACGACAUCAGAUUCUUAGGUGGGCACAUUUCUAUUCUUGGGUCGCUUUCUACUUGCUGCCAGAGUUCAGGCCCACAGUCAUUAGGGAGGAAAGUCUCCUUAACCAGGCAGAUAGAUGCAAGCGACGACCCACUACACAUUGUCUGACAUUUCUGCCGACUCCGCUGACUUUUCAAGGUCUGGGUCUUUGAACUCCUCACUUCCGCAGGUACUUCGCUGUUGGGAGUGCCGACUCUCUUGUGAGUCUCUGGGAUAUCUCCGAGAUGCUGUGCCUCCGAACAUUCACAAAUCUUCAGUACGUCUCAAUUCUCUCUCUUCAUACGAGACGGCAAUGGAUUCUGAUCUCCGUGUGGCACAUCGCAGGUGGCCCGUGAGGACGAUCAGUUUCAACAACACGGGCGAAUACAUUGCUUCAGCUAGUGAAGACGCGUACGUUGACAUUGUAAGCCUCGUACUGUUUUUGCGAGCUUUUCUGUCCGCCUCGUGGAUGGCGCGGGCCCUCAAUCACCCGGUUCGUGUUUUUUGUCUGAUCCAGUCCGACGUCCAGACCGGGCGAGCAGUGCAUCAAAUUCCCUGCAAGGCUCCGAUGAACAGCGUCGAAUGGAAUCCCAAGUACAAUCUACUGGCUUACGCGGGAGACGACAAGAACAAGUACCAGGCCGAUGAAGGUACUUCCUUUUCACUUUCUUUUUAUGGCAUGUCUAUGAAAACUCCCGUCAUGAGGAAAAUAUGCCAUUAAAAGUCACUCCCUUGGGGAGCUGUCUGGUCAACCAUGUCAGUGAAGCCUGACUGAGGAUGAUCUCCACCGCCUCUUUCUGCAGGUACAUUUCGGGUGUUUGGUUUUGAGACGGCUUAA